This is a messenger RNA of Drosophila novamexicana, 1027 nucleotides long. Its product is annotated as inositol oxygenase. The record is from RefSeq and is a predicted model, not a curated record. Bases 99 to 977 code for a protein of 292 amino acids. Gene Ontology annotation, cellular component: cytoplasm. The transcript is spliced from 4 exons. Gene Ontology annotation, molecular function: iron ion binding; inositol oxygenase activity. NCBI's taxonomy places the organism in Eukaryota, Metazoa, Arthropoda, Insecta, Diptera, Drosophilidae. Gene Ontology annotation, biological process: inositol catabolic process.
UAGCAUCUUGUCCGACCAACCGUGCAGUAGUUAAGGCGAACAAUUCGAAUUUCAAUAUAUUUCUUUUUCCAUACUUGUUAUAAUUCAAAUCUCGCAACAUGAGAAUCUUACAGGAGCACCAAAUCCAUUUGAUGGAUCCUUCAGAGCUGUUGCGUCCGGAGCCCUCAUUUGCCGAUAAAAGUCCUUCCAAGUUUCGUGACUACAGCGUUGAUGUGGAGGAUCCGCUAAAGGAACGCGUGCGUCGCACUUAUCGCCAGAUGCACCUAAAUCAAACUGUGGACUUUGUCAACGGUCGCCGCGAACGCUGGCUAAAGUUCGACACGAUUAAGAUGACGGUGCGCGAGGCGUUGGAAAAACUCAACGAUUUAAUUGAUGAGUCCGAUCCCGAUCUGGAUUUGCCCAACAUUAUACACGCCUUCCAGGCAGCUGAGCGUGCACGCGCCGAAUUUCCAGAGGAUGAUUGGCUACAUCUGAUAGCCCUCAUACACGAUCUCGGCAAGAUUAUGGCCUUCUAUGAUGAGCCGCAAUGGGCCGUUGUGGGCGAUACUUUUGCCGUGGGCUGUCGCUGGGGCGAUAGCAUAGUUUAUCGUGACGAGAGCUUUGUGGGUAAUCCCGACGGGGAUAAUCCCAAAUACAAUACCAAAUACGGCAUAUAUAAGCCACACUGUGGCAUCGACAAUCUGCUCAUGUCCUGGGGUCACGACGAGUACAUGUUCGCAGUGCUGAAGCACAACAAUACCAAGUUGCCCGAGGUGGCCUGCAAUAUAAUACGCUUCCAUUCGUUCUAUCCCUGGCAUAAUGGCGGCGACUACAAGCACCUGGAGGCGCCUAAGGAUGCUGAGACCAAGAAAUGGGUACUCAUAUUCAACCGCUACGAUCUAUACACAAAGAGCGAGGUGGUGCCUGAUAUUGAUGCUCUAUGGCCAUACUAUCAAACGCUUAUCGACAAAUAUUUGCCUGGCGUCUUGGAAUUCUAGACAGAGUCUAGUUUAGAAUGCAUCCAAUCAUAUAAGCAUAUACGCACAUA